Messenger RNA from Caenorhabditis remanei, 1956 nucleotides. RefSeq lists its product as uncharacterized. NCBI's taxonomy places the organism in Eukaryota, Metazoa, Nematoda, Chromadorea, Rhabditida, Rhabditidae. Bases 1 to 1956 code for a protein of 651 amino acids. The transcript has 12 exons. The record is from RefSeq and is a predicted model, not a curated record. Gene Ontology annotation, biological process: RNA catabolic process; mitochondrial RNA 3'-end processing. Gene Ontology annotation, molecular function: ATP binding; RNA helicase activity; hydrolase activity, acting on acid anhydrides. Gene Ontology annotation, cellular component: mitochondrial degradosome.
AUGAAUUCGAGAAGGAAGAGAAACUCAGUUCGAAAAGCUGCGACAAUUGAAGAUUUAGUAGAGCCGAGAAAAGUGAAACAUGUUACACAAGCAGCUGCUGGUAUGGAAGAAUGGAUUGGAGCCCUGAAUAAUACGAAUAUUCACAUGUCAUUGGACGAAUUCAUGCGAAGGCCGAUGGUUCGUCAACUGGCAAAAGAAAACGGAAUUAACGACAAACUGUUCAUGCGAUCGUUCAAGUCGUUCAGAGAAUAUUGCACACCAGAUGAUUUAAGUUCUGUUGAUCCAGCAUUACUUAUUCUUUUAAGUGAUAUUACAAAAGGAGUCAAAGAUUGUGAAAUGCUUUACCCCUUCUUUUUGGAUCAUUCAAAACAGGUAUUUCCACAUCUCGAAGCUAUGGAUGAUCUCAGAAUCAUUUCUGACCUUACCCGCCCACAUAACUGGUAUCCGGAAGCCAGAAGCAUCACAAGAAAAAUAUUUUUCCAUGCAGGUCCAACUAACAGUGGAAAAACUUAUCAUGCAUUGAAAAGAUUUGGCGAAGCAAAAAGUGCAGUGUUCUGUGGACCACUAAAAUUGUUGGCAUCUGAAGUCUUCACUCGAACCAACGCACUCGGAAUACCAUGCGAUUUGGUUACGGGAGAAGAAAGAAGAUUCGCGAAAGACAAUCACCAUCCAAGUCAACAUCUCUCUUCAACUGUCGAAAUGCUUUCUACUCAAAUGAGGGUCGAGGUGGUAGUAAUUGAUGAAAUUCAAAUGUUGCGCGACGAGCAACGUGGAUGGGCUUGGACUCGAGCUCUUCUCGGAGCUGCUGCUGACGAGAUCCACUUGUGUGGGGAACCAGCUGCCAUUGACAUUGUCAAGAAGUUAUUAGAACCGAUUGGAGAAACUGUGGAAAUUCGUUAUUAUGAUCGAAAAUCGCCUCUUACUAUUGCUGAUAAGGCUAUUGAAUCUUAUUCGAACAUUGAGCCUGGUGAUUGUAUUGUCUGCUUUUCAAAGAAAGCUGUCUUCUUCAACUCCAAAAAACUCGAAGAAAAUGGAAUCAAACCAGCUGUCAUCUAUGGAGAUCUACCACCUGGAACUAAACUUGCACAAGCUGCUAAAUUCAAUGAUCCCGAUGACGAGUGUAAUGUUCUCGUUGCCACAGAUGCUAUUGGAAUGGGUCUGAAUUUAAAUAUCCGACGAGUCAUUUUCAAUUCUUGUACACGUCAGACAGAAUUGCUUCCUACUUAUGCAGCAUUACAAAUUGCUGGAAGAGCUGGAAGAUUUGGAACCGCCUACGCGAAUGGAGUUGCAACUACAAUGAGAAAAGAAGAUCUCGGAACUCUGAAAACAAUUCUUGCCGAAAAAGUAAUAUCUGAUCACUUCUUUAUCUGUACUGUCUACGAUAUGCGAGAAUUGGCUGUCCUCAUUGACCAAGUUCCUUUGCCAUUAAAAGUUCGAUACACAUUUUGUACAUCUCCACUGAACACCGAUGAUAAAAGGACAGCAGCAGUUUUUGUGAAAAUGGCUAGAAGAUUUGCCACCGGUCAAGCUCUCACUUACGAAUGGCUUAUGGACAUGCUGGAAUGGCCACCAAAACCAGCAUCAACUCUCAGUGAGCUAUCACUAUUAGAACAGAACUAUGAAAUUCUCGAUCAAUAUAUGUGGUUGUCCAUGCGUUUCCCUGACAUGCUUCCUGAUGAACCCCGCGUUCGCGAAGCUUCUAAAAUUUUGGACACGAUGAUCCAGGAAGGAGUUGAAGGAUUCAUGAGUCUUCUUGCCAUCGGAAGCUCUGAAAGUUCUGAUCCAAAAAUUAGAAAGACUACAAAAUCGCUUGAGGAAAAGUUAAUCAAAUCAUCUGAAAAAUCAGAAACGCCAGCUAAGAAAUCCUCAAUUCUGGAGGCAUUGUUGAAGAGAGCAGAUAUAAGUGAAGAAGAUUUGGAACAGCUCAGAGAAGAAUUGAAUAAAAAGAAGAAGUGA